AUGGCCAUCAUCACUAAGCGUGCGACCAAUGUCCCUAAACGCUCGUCACAGCUAUCGUCGUGGCUAGGUCAACCACUACAUCCGCUGCUACCGGUGCGCCAGCCCUCUGCCCUGCCUGGCAGGCCCUCUACCUCCCGGCCCAGAGCCGCGACCGGCCAGUUCAUCCGUAGGGGCGACGACGGGGAUGGGGACGCGGACGAGGAUAGAGACAUAGACGGGGAUGGCGACGCCGAUUCUUCUUGCGUCGUAUACGACCACCCCAAGGAUGUGAAUACGAGCGUCGUAGGCACAGAGUUUGACCCUCACACCAGCACCUCGAUCAUCAAGUCCGGAACGCUGUACCCAUCGCCAUCCACUAUCAUCCGGCCAGUCCAAGAUUGUCUUGCACUCGCCCGGUACGAAUGUCGGGGCAACGAGGAAAUGCUCAUCCGCACCUGCCAGUGGACUCGUCGCUUCCACAUGAAGGCUACCGACAAUAGGUUCGGCACCAACGCUGCGCUACGUAGCCUCAAGGGAGACACCAACGCCCAGGUCGAUGGUUACCUGUCUGAACUAGGCCACCUGCACUACGGAUCGCCCGCCCGCGGCCACGUUGCACAGGUCACGACCACCGAGGCCGGAGACGAGUCUAACGAGGAAUUUGAUGGAGAAGUCUACAUCGUCCCCUGA
This is a messenger RNA of Thermothelomyces thermophilus ATCC 42464, 669 nucleotides long. RefSeq lists its product as uncharacterized. The transcript has 2 exons. The record is from RefSeq and is a predicted model, not a curated record. Lineage: Eukaryota; Fungi; Ascomycota; Sordariomycetes; Sordariales; Chaetomiaceae. Bases 1 to 669 code for a protein of 222 amino acids.